CCCUCGUCACUCCAGCGCAACGGGCAUGCACCACCUCGCCCUGCCCCUCUCGCUCUUCGGCGUCGGCCUGGCCGUGGGCGCGGGCGGCGCUGCCCUGCUCGCGCCCUCUCCGGCCAAGGUGCCGCCGCAAGGGCAGGCGCAGCGCAGGAGGGACGAGCUUGCGCUGCCGGCACGGCCACUCGCUGCGCCGGCGCAGCCUGCUACGCCGGGCCUGAGUGACGUCGAGACGGCACGAGUGAGGGAGAUUCUGGGGCACAGUGGGCAUCCCGGGCCCAUCUUCGACCAGCUCUCGCACCUCGCCUUCGUCUCUGCGUACGAUCGCCGCCUGCGGCAUCCCGCCUGGACGGCCGAGCAUCUCACCGCCUCCUCGCUCGUCCGGCCACCCGCUACGCCGGGCAGUGGGCCCGUCGAUCGCUCCAACUCGGUCUUCAAGGAGGACGAGCGGAUCCCAGAGCAGUUCAGGGCGCGUCUGAAGGAUUACUUUCGCAGCGGUUAUGAUCGGGGCCACAUGGUCCCUGCUGCAGACGCCAAGAACAGCCAGCUGGCUAUGAAUGAGACGUUCUACCUGACCAACAUCGCUCCUCAAGUCGGCGAAGGCUUCAACCGCGACUACUGGGCGCACACCGAAGACUUCUGCCGGCGCCUUACAAAGGCGUUCGGCGACGUGUACGUCUUUACGAUUCCGCUCUACCUGCCGAGGCAGGACGUGGAUGGCAAGUGGCGCGUCAGCUAUGAGGUCAUCGGCAACCCUCCGUCCAUCGCAGUGCCGACUCAUUUCGCAAAGGUCAUCCUCGCCUCUGGCCGUCCCUCUGCUCCUGCCUUGCCCUCUCCAGCCGCAAGCAGCACCUCCACCGCCCCCGCGCCGCUGCCAGGCAUCGACUCGGGCAGCGGCGGCAAGCUGCUCUCCACGCUCGGGCUGGGCAACGGCGUCACUGCACUCGGCGCCUUCGUGCUGCCAAACGCCAUCAUUCCCAACAGCGUGCCGCUGCGCGCAUUCGAGGUGCCGCUCGACACUGUCGAGCGUGCCGCAGGCCUCGUGCUCUUCCCGCCCGCCGUCAAGCGCGGCGCAAAGAGCCUGUGCAGCGUCACGGACUGCUCCAUCAUCGUGCGCGACUUCAGCAAGGCGAAUGAGCGGGUCAAGGUGGAGAGACGCAACACGGCGUAGAGCGUGAGCUGCCACGAGCUAGCAGAGCUAAUGUCACACACUGCGAGAG
Molecule: messenger RNA, 1214 nt
Organism: Tilletiopsis washingtonensis
Lineage: Eukaryota; Fungi; Basidiomycota; Exobasidiomycetes; Entylomatales
Exons: 6
Coding region: 26-1165 (379 amino acids)
Biological process (GO): apoptotic DNA fragmentation
Cellular component (GO): mitochondrial inner membrane; nucleus
Molecular function (GO): nucleic acid binding; metal ion binding; RNA endonuclease activity
Source: RefSeq, a predicted model, not a curated record